This is a messenger RNA of Camelina sativa (false flax), 702 nucleotides long. Its product is annotated as senescence-associated family protein (DUF581). NCBI's taxonomy places the organism in Eukaryota, Viridiplantae, Streptophyta, Magnoliopsida, Brassicales, Brassicaceae. The record is from RefSeq and is a predicted model, not a curated record.
UCUUCCUCCCCUUUGCUUUUUUCUCCCUCUCUCACUUCACACUUCUCCUCCUUCUUCUUCGUCUUCUUCUUGGAAAGAAAGAGAGAGAGAGAGAGAUAAGAUGGUGUUAGGAAAGCGUCAUGGAUCUCUGAUCAAGAGAACAACAAGCAUGAAGAUGAUCACACUCGAUACACCCACGAUCUAUGAUGCAUCUCAGCCGUCCGAUCAUCUAACCAUUCAUCAACACCAUCAUAAUCAGACGGUGGUGAUGGCUACUAACUACGAUGAUUUCUUGAAGACUUGUAGCCUCUGCAAUCGAAGUCUCUGCCAUCAUCGUGACAUUUAUAUGUACAGAGGGAACAACGCAUUUUGUAGCUUAGAGUGCAGGGAGAAGCAAAUUAAGCUGGACGAGAGAAAAGCAAAGAAAAACGGCUUCGUAUCAUCCAAGAAACCAAUUCGUAUUUAAUCGAUCGAUCAUGUAUGAUCUCUUAUGAUAAUAAUAAUUUUUCCUUUAUGGGUAAAAUUAGUAUGUGUUUGCGUUUUGUAUAUAAGAAUGAUGAAAAACCCGAGAAAAAAAAAAAUAGAAAAUGAGACUAAAUGAUUGUAGAGAUCAUAUAAUGUAGCUUCAUUAUAAGCUCUAGAGUAAUCAAAUUUGCUUUGUUCGUGUGAGUUUUCGUUGUGAUGUGUAAUAUGUAAUGUAAUAUCAAUAUUGGUGUAUAUGUA